AGUCUAACUAUGGCGGUGCAGAUCACCAGUUACCAACCAUACCCCGCGAAAUUUCAGAAUUCGCGCGCUACGAAGAUCGACACAAUAGCAAGCGAGAGUAUGGUUGUUUGGACGUCCGAUUCAUCAUUGAAAUUGUAAUUGUAUGUGUUGUUUCAAAUCCUAGAUCUUUUUCCAUAUUAUUUUGUAUUACAUUAUUUUUGAGUUCGUAAUAUACGAUGGUACGAACAAAGGCAGACGGAGGAGCAAGAAAAGCUGUGGCAGCAAAAGCACCAAGAAAAUCCCUUGGUGGUGUGGGAGGUGCCGGUAGUGGAUCUGCUAUACUGUCACCCAAAGCUGCUGGAAAAAACAAGUAUGCAGGAGGAAAUGUUGUAUGCGACCGUCCAACUCCGGAGUGGCAGAAAGGUAUAAUGAACUUUCUAAUUCAAACAUCAAAACCAAAGAAAAUCGAUAAGGAAAAUGACAAUCCAGAGGAUGAUGCUGGAGCUGGCACUAGUACUAAUAGAGAUACAGAGAUUUGUGAAGAAAUAAAAGAACAGACAGAAGCGGUUGAAACAGAAGAGGUUGAAAACAAUGAAGAAAUGAUGGACAAAGACGAUGGGAAAGAUAAAACGAAUAUAUCUGAAUCAAGCUCAUCUCAUUUCAAGAAAAACAAUUGCAUAGAUGACAGUGAUGAUGAUGAAUAGAAAGAUCAUAUCUCAAUGGAUUUUUAAAUAAACUAUCAUUUAUUUGUCUUACUAAUUUUCAGAGACAAUAAUAGUAAAAGGAAACAAUGAGCGUUUUAUUGGACAAACUAUCAAAACUAAAUGGCAAUUGAGUGGGAACUCUUGCAAAAUUGAUAAACACUUACAUUGAAAGAUGUUGAUGUCCAUUAACCUUUCUGAUGCGUGCUCUACUAUUCUAUAACAUGGAGCUUAUCUAGCCAUGGAAACUUAACGUUACCUUAAUAUGAUGCUUGCUCUACCACUCUCAAAACAUGGAGCUGAUUUAGCUGUGGAAAUAUUGAACGCCAUUGCCUUUGUGAUAUAUGCACUAUCAUCAACCCAUAACGGGGAGCUGAUCUAGCCACGGAAAUUUUUUUGUUACCUUUAUGGUACAUGAUCUACUACUACCCUAUAACGUGGAGCUGAUCGAGCCAUGGAAAUCUUAACAAGCCUUUUUGAUACAUGCUGUACUACCCUAUUACAUGGAGCUGAUCUAACCACGGAAAUUUUAUAAUUGCCUUUGUGAUAUGUGGCAUACUACCCCCAUAAUGUGCUGAAAGUGUGUAGCCCAUUUUUGAUAAAUGAUGCCAUCUCUUAAUUAAAUUAAAGGUAGUAGCUAUUGUUACACCAGUCUAAAACCAAUUCUUAAUUGUAAAUGGAUGUCGUAAUCCAAUCCAUACAUUCGAUAACCUUCAAUCAGAAUUAGGAAUGGUUGUUUAAUACUGGUGUGACAAUAGCCACUGCAAAAAUUAACUUUACUGUUAAAAUAUGUUGCAAGAUAAAUGUAGUACAAGUAAUAGUUCAGCAACCAGCUACUUCACUGCCUCAUUUCAAACUGGACAAGUUGUAUUUUGUUCACUGUAUUUUUAGUUAAGUUAGGACUUGAAGAUAAAAUAAACUGUGCCAAAAAUAACAUUUC
Molecule: messenger RNA, 1620 nt
Organism: Anneissia japonica
Lineage: Eukaryota; Metazoa; Echinodermata; Crinoidea; Comatulida; Comatulidae
Product: PCNA-associated factor-like
Exons: 4
Coding region: 216-683 (155 amino acids)
Biological process (GO): regulation of cell cycle; translesion synthesis
Cellular component (GO): nucleus
Molecular function (GO): chromatin binding
Source: RefSeq, a predicted model, not a curated record